Messenger RNA from Saxophila tyrrhenica, 933 nucleotides. RefSeq lists its product as uncharacterized. NCBI's taxonomy places the organism in Eukaryota, Fungi, Ascomycota, Dothideomycetes, Mycosphaerellales, Extremaceae. Gene Ontology annotation, molecular function: oxidoreductase activity, acting on the CH-OH group of donors, NAD or NADP as acceptor. The transcript is spliced from 4 exons. The record is from RefSeq and is a predicted model, not a curated record. The coding region runs from base 1 to 933 and encodes 310 amino acids.
AUGUCCUACGACAGGAGCGAUCAGGCUUUGGCCUAUACGGUGCCGUUUCAACUGACCAAGAAAAUCCACCGGAGCGUCCCUGACGCCCUUCAACCAGAAACGAAAGAGGCCCAAGCUGCAGCACAAGGAAAGAUCGUUGUCAUCACGGGAGGCGGCACCGGCAUUGGAGCGGCAUCUGCGAAGGUAUGGGUCCGCGCAGGUGCAGCAGGAGUCGUCAUCGCUGGCCGCCGGCAGGAGAAGCUCGACGAGACGGUUUGUGAGCUGGAGAAGCUCAAGAAGACCGACACCAUCAUCUUCGGUGUCUCUACCGAUGUGAAGCUGGAAGCCAGCGUGGACAAUCUGUUCAAGCAGGUGAACAAGCGGUUCAACCGGCCCGCCGAUGUCGUGUUCGCCAACGCUGGAGUCGUUACGGACCCGAAGCCAUUGACUGAGGAGACGGUAGAGCGGUGGUGGAACGUUUACGAGAUCAACGUCCUCGGCGCUCACAACACAGUUCGCAGCUGGAUCAACAGCCAGCCAGAUCCGAGUAAGCCCGUCGGGACAAUCAUAAACGUCAACACCGGCCUCGCCGGCUUCAUCGCACCUGGCAUGUCCGCCUACUCGACUUCCAAGCUCGCCGCGCACCGCUACAUGGAGUACGUCGCUGCCGAGUUCCCAAGUCUCCGCACUUUCACCCUUCUCCCCGGCAUCGUGGCCACGGACAUGGCUACAGAAGCCACCGACUUCGCGCCGUAUGCAAAGGAUGAAGGUGAGCAGACGGGCGCGUUGGGGCUCUAUCUAGCGUCGUCGCGUGGCGACUGGCUGAACGGGUCUUUGACUAGCGUCAACUGGGACCUGGAGGAGAUGGAGGCGCACAAGGACAAGAUCGCAGACGGGAUGUUGAAGAUCAAAUGGGUGCCUGUGUUGCCGUGCUCUGGCGGCGAAGGCAUUUAG